GCGGCAGAGUCUGGCUCUUCUAAUCUAUCACAAUGUUAACAUGGCUUAGGUCAGCCUUUCCCAACUAGUGGGCCUGCAGAUGUUGUUGGACCACAAUUCCCAUCUUUGCUUUCCAUGCACUACAGCAAUGCGUUGCUUGCUUAGCCUAGAUAUAGGAACGGCCCUCCCUUAUAGAUUUGCAACUUUUUUCGCUGAGCAGCAGAACACUUGCAAGUAUUCCACUGGGAAUUCCUGGUACUAAGCGUCAGCCCUGAUGCAGUAAUAAUGCCACAUGAAAUUGUGCUUUACAUCGGCUCUACUACAACAACAUGCUUGUUCCGGCUUUAAUUUCAGCAACUCGGCUCCCUUAUGGAACAAACGCCUUUGCGCUUAAAAACUACAGUUUCCACAAUGCCAAGCGAAACUUGCCGGCCAACCAGUAUAUAACCCUUAUGCGCCAAGCGUGUUUUGGCGUGUUCCCAAGCUUCCUACAGCCGAGCGGCGCCAUUGGGUCGUAACUCCGGGUUACUUUUCGGUUGGUCCCCUUGGCUCUCGGUCCUCCCCUUGCCCGGUGCCCUGAGCGAUGGCCGCAACCGCGGUCGUCUUGGCCGCAGCUCUGGGCGGAGGAUUGCUCCUCAUUGCCCGGCGCGUCUGGUUGGCGGCAGGCAAGGCUAAGCGGAGCGUGGUCGCCGCGGCCGCUUGGAUGGAGGGCAAGACGGUGAUCAUCACGGGAGCCAACAGCGGUCUGGGCCGGGCCACAGCGGCCGAGCUCCUACGGCGCCACGCGAGGGUCAUAAUGGCCUGCCGAGACCGCGACCGUGCCGAGGAGGCAGCGCGCGAGCUCCGCGCCGAGCUGGGUUUGUGCUCGCGGGGUGGGGGGGAGUGCCGCGGGGAACUGCUGGUGCGCGAGCUCGACCUGGCUUCGCUCCGCUCGGUCCGCAACUUCUGCCAGCGGGUGCUGCAGGAAGAGCCUCGGCUGGAUGUCCUGAUCAACAAUGCAGGGAUAUUCCAAUGUCCGUAUAUGAAGACAGAGGACGGCUUUGAGAUGCAGUUGGGCGUCAAUCACUUAGGGCACUUCUUGCUCACGAACCUCCUCCUUGGACUUCUGAAAAGCUCUGCACCCAGCAGGAUUGUGGUGGUUUCUUCCAAGCUUUACAAAUACGGAGAGAUCAACUUUGAUGACUUGAACAGUGAGCUAAGUUACAACAAAAGCUUUGCCUAUAGUCGAAGUAAACUGGCUAACAUCCUGUUCACCAGAGAGUUAGCCCGUCGCUUAGAUGGCACAGGGGUCACUGUCAAUGUCUUACAUCCCGGUAUUGUCAGAACAAAUCUGGGCAGACAUAUACAUAUCCCUUUAUUGGCCAAACCCCUGUUUAAUUUAGUAUCUUGGGCUUUCUUCAAAACCCCUUUGGAAGGAGCCCAGACUUCAAUUUAUCUGGCCUCCUCUCCUGACAUAGAGGGUGUAUCUGGGAAAUACUUUGGAGACUGCAAAGAGGAACAAGUGUUGCCCAAGGCUAUGGAUGCCUUGGUUGCAAGGAAACUAUGGGAUAUCAGUGAAGUGAUGGUAGGGCUACUAAAAUAAAUGCAUCAAAGUAGUGUAAGUAGAUAUUUUUCAGACUUUAUAGUUUCUUGCUUCUGCCCAUUGAUGUAGGUGAAGCCCAAAAUAUUUUGUGUCCCUGGCUGGAAUUCAUAGCUAUUAAUGCAGAAUCUUCUUCUUUUUUCAAAAAGAAAAUAUUCUUGGUAUAAAAUAAAUUAAUAUUUAAAGAAAAGAGAGUUUAAGGAUGCUUUUAUAUAUUUCAGGAUUGAGAAAGAUUUUGCUGUUCUGCAACCCCAAUAGAAAGAUGUCUGUUUUCUAGUCCUUCUUAUCUAAAUUAGCUAUGAAUAGUGCUGUAUUUGAAAUAUGUGGCAGCUUCAUUUUUGUAUUCUAAAAAGGAGUAACAAUAGAAAAGAGAAAUCUCCUAUGAAUCGCUCAAGUCAGUGUGUAUUUUCCUGCUUUCAUGAGAAAAUCCAGCUAAAAAGUGUGUGGUGUGUUAUAAUAACACCACUAUAUGCUGGUUGUCUAGACAUCUCUAGGAGCAGUACUCAGGACACAGUUGAGUGUAUAUUUCAGUCAAAUUCGAAAUGUGCUCAACAACGGAUUGCAUCUUUGAUGUUGCUUGUCUUGGCAAAAUAACCCCCAAUCCAUCAGUUGUUGCCUUACUGGACUCCUUCACCUCAACAGGAACAUCAAUUCAGGCAUGCUUCUUUGACUAGCAGCACUUUACAGAUGUUAUUUGGCCAAACCUUUUGGUUUAGUGUAUGGUACAGGUAAAACCUGUUGCUUUGGAAAUGCUCACUACCUCCUGAUCCACAACUGACUGUUUGUUUGUCACAAUUGCAUAUGUGAAAUUGGUGCAUUGUGUUUCCACAAUUAGUAAGCCAUGCCGUGGCAUGCCUGCAGCUGUUACUGAAACUGUUAUCACAAACACUAGUGUGUGUAAAUAAGUAAGUUUCACUGGUAUCUAUGGAACCUCUUAUUUAAGGAAUAUUAUAGUACAGAAUAGGAUUUUGCAGAGGAUUACCUACAAAGAUUUAACUUUGAUGUUUUAGGGCCUGAUGUCUUUGGAGUAAUUUUGAGUGGUAUAUAUUAACAAAAUUAGAAUGAGAUAUGACACUGAAUUAGAAACUAGAAUCUCGGACCCAAUGAAGUUAAUCACAAAGUUGCCAGUGACUCAUGAAUAAUUAUGCAUAAAGUACAAUUCAUAAACCACCGAAGAAUGCCAUCUGUAAUGCAUUGACGCUAGUGUACUCCCAUUUGGAGUACGCACUGUGGAUUGUGACCUAGGCUGGCACAGCUAGCCCUCUUGGUAAUUUUCUGUUUACUAUAGGACUAAUACAGUGAUCCUGAGCUUGUAUCUAAGAAAUGCCAUAAAUGAAUAUUGGAUUUGGGUGUAAAUUAGCAUGAGUGGUUUCUAGGUCUCUGUGCUGGGAUGCAGCCUAGGUCUUCCUGAGUCACUGGACUGAAGCUGUCAUCUAGGUUAAUGCUACUAAACAAGAACAGUGACAUGCAUUUUACAUAGAUAUAUGUACAGACACACACAUACACUUCAGUCUAAACUAGUCUUCGGUUAACACCUGCUAGAAAUUCUUCACAUAGAUUCUCUGCCAUGCAGAGUUGUUUUUCACAGUAUUUAGUAUUGGCUUUAAUUACAUAAAUGUGCCUCCUUUUGUUCUUCAUAAAUAAAGCUAUGUCAUAAAUAAAAAUACAUAGCAAAGUUA
Messenger RNA from Rhineura floridana, 3237 nucleotides. RefSeq names its product retinol dehydrogenase 14 (gene RDH14). Bases 563 to 1561 code for a protein of 332 amino acids. NCBI's taxonomy places the organism in Eukaryota, Metazoa, Chordata, Lepidosauria, Squamata, Rhineuridae. The record is from RefSeq and is a predicted model, not a curated record. The transcript has 2 exons.